UCUUCCCCGUUGGACAUGCCGUUUAGCGGUCAAUAUGACCGCUGAACGAUGUAAACAAAGUUUCCCCACUUCGUAUCUCUUCGUAUGACAUCGUAACCCCAUGAAAUACACAUCAUUCGAAAGCUUAUUCAUUCAGCUUUCUUUUGAUGCCCAAAUAAGGGCAUUCUCGAUAAGUUUCGGCUAACAUCGGAGAUUUUUCCGAAGAGUGUCUGAUCGCUCAGCUCAGCUAGCUCGAUCACUCGCACAACGCAAUCACAGUGCAUACUGUAUGCGAAACUAUCUGCGACGACUUUGAACCUCCGGUGAAUUUGCGAUCAAAAUGUCGGAUUUCGAGAGUGAUACAAUGUCAGGCAUGGAUUCUGACGAAGAAUCAUAUCUGGAUGACCUGCUGACAGGAAAAUAUGUGGCUGAUUUGAACGAUUUGGAUGAUUUUUCAUCCGAUGAAGAGGAGCCAUCAACCUCGACUCAGCCAAGUCAGGGGCGGUCUCGUAAGCGAAAGCACGCAACGUCAAUUGCACAGAGAAAACCAGCAAAACGGAAAUCUACUGCUACGCCUACCUGCAACUGGAAGAGCUACGAUGACGUAGAUGAUGGGGUACCACCAGCCCGGCUGACCAAUUUCAAGGCGAAACGCGAUCCAGGGAUUGUACUCACCAACAUCAGGACUCGUCAAGGUGUCUCCACGAUGACUAGGGCAAUCGAUUUUUUCCGGCUGUUUUUCUCCAUCGAGGUCUUAGGACAAUUGUGCAUGUUCACCAAUGAAUAUGCACGUCAACACAUUCAUGAAAAACCUUCGUAUGCAACAUCUUCUGGUGACUGGAAACCAGUGGGAGUAGAAGAGAUGGAACAACUUUGCGGACUGCUUAUUUACAUGGGACUUGUACCUUUACCUGAUUUAGAAUUGUAUUUUAGUACAUCUUUUCCGUAUCAUGGUACCUGGGCGCGGGCAUAUUUAACUAAGGAUAGGCUAAAAGGGAUCUUGUGUUUUCUCAAAAUUACGGACCCAAAUACUGAAGGUGAUAAGGACCCCCUACGUAAGGUAAAUUAUCUCCUGAAGCAUAUGAAAGAAACUUGUAAACAACUUUAUCAACCUGGGGAACAUAUUAGUAUAGAUGAAAGGAUGGUAAAAUCAAAGGGAAGGUUCGGUUUUAUUCAGUAUAUUAGGGACAAACCUACUAAGUGGGGGUUCAAGUUGUGGGUGCUGGCCGACUCCUCAAAUGCGUAUACAUAUGAUUUUGAUGUUUACGUUGGACGACGUACGGUAUCUAGUAAACAUGGAUUAGGUUAUGAUGUAGUAAUGGAACUAUGUAAGGAUCUUCAUCACCAAGGGUACAAGUUGUAUAUUGAUAAUUUCUACACAUCAACUCAAUUAUUGAAGGACCUAAAACGUAAGGGUAUCUUUGCGUGCGGAACCAUUAGAUGUAACCGGAAGGGUUUUCCAAAAGAAUUCAAGGACACAAUGAAACAGUGGGAGAAAGACACAGAAAGGGGUGAAAUGAGAUGGAUUAGGGAUGAAGAUGUUGUUGUAAUUCAAUGGAAGGAUAAGAAAGUAAUAAGUGUUAUGUCCAGCUACCAUCCUGGUAAUAAGAACACCCACUGUACGAGGAAUACCAGGGCAAAUGGCGAACACAAAGAAAUUAAAGUGAAACAACCAAUCGCUUUUGCAGCUUAUAACAAAUAUAUGGGGGGUGUUGACAAAUCCGAUCAGUUGAUAGGAAAUUAUAAUGUUCUACGAAAGACAAAUAAGUAUUGGAAGACCCUUUUCUAUCAUAUGGUAGAUAUAGCUGUAGUUAACUCCUAUAUUUUAUUCUGUGAGAUGAAGAAACUUCAUCCCGGUGUUUCAGGCUUUGAGCGGAAGUCCCGCUUUCUUCAGCGGCAGUUCAGGGAAGAGCUGGCAAUGCAACUGGGUGGUAUAAAGAAGGAUGAUCCAGUUCCAUUGUACAGACCUGUAACUCCUGUUGCUUCUAAAAGAAGUGGGGCUCAUGAUGCAACAUCAGCUAUGCACCUUCCCGUUGAAGAUUCCGAGGGUCGUAGGAGAACAUGUAAGGUAUGCUAUGCGUCCAAGGGUAAUAAUGCCAAUAAAUCCAAAAUGAUAUGCUCUGUCUGUAAAGUACACCUCUGCACCAAUAGAAAUUGCUUCUAUGAUUUUCACACCAACCCAAAAUAUUCCUCUUCUCUCCAAUAACUUUUCCAAACACCAAGGGCUGUUGCAGUAGGUAAGUUUAGAUUUGUCUGGUAAGUAUUAUUUUGUUGUCAGUCUGUCUUAUUUUUCUAAUG
Messenger RNA from Lytechinus variegatus (green sea urchin), 2277 nucleotides. RefSeq names its product piggyBac transposable element-derived protein 4-like. The coding region runs from base 320 to 2185 and encodes 621 amino acids. The transcript has 2 exons. NCBI's taxonomy places the organism in Eukaryota, Metazoa, Echinodermata, Echinoidea, Temnopleuroida, Toxopneustidae. The record is from RefSeq and is a predicted model, not a curated record.